AUGCAACAACUGAACUGCCGGUCGGGGGCCCGGGGGCCAUUGCGCAUCGCCGCUGGUUGCAGCCCCCGACCACGUCGAGCCCACGCUUUCAGUCCCAACCCUUUCAACCCCAGCCUUUCCUCCCUCGCCACCUCGCCGCUACGACCCGGCCGUCUCAGCCGCUCCACCGGCCUCCAAUCCCGCCUCAUCCCCGCCGGCCUCCCUGACCCCCUUGCCGUGGGCUUGUUCUUCGCUCCCGGCUUCGCCGCCCUGGUGUACGCAUACUUCCGCGGCAAGGGCAACCUUACGGACGGCCUCAGUCGCCUGCUGACGGAGAUCAGUCAGGGCUACUUCCAGCCCGAUGUGGGUGGCAAGAACAUCCCCGUGGCGCAGGGCGAGCUGAGCGACCUGGCAGGUGACCAGCCUCUAUUCAAGGCGCUGUACCAGUGGUUUAUUGAGAGCGGUGGGGUGUAUAAGUUGGUGUUCGGGCCCAAGGCUUUCAUUGUGGUUUCGGAUCCAGUGGUUGUACGGCACUUGCUCAAGGACAAUGCGUUCAACUACGACAAGGGUGUCCUGGCGGAGAUCCUGGAGCCCAUAAUGGGAAGGGGCCUUAUCCCAGCCGACCUGGACACGUGGCGUGUACGGCGUCGCGCUGUCGUACCUGCCUUCCACAGGCAGUACUACGACGCCAUGGUGACCAUGUUCGGCCGGUGUGCUGACAGGUCCUCAGAUAAGCUGCAGGCGCUUGUGGAGAAGGGCCAGGUGGGGCUAGGAGGGCGAGUUGUGGAUAUGGAGUCCGAGUUCCUGUCUCUGGGGCUGGACAUCAUCGGGCUGGGGGUGUUCAACUACGACUUCGGAUCCAUCACCUCGGAGUCGCCGGUUAUCAAGGCCGUGUACGGCGUCCUGAAGGAGGCCGAGCAUCGCUCUACAUUCUACCUGCCGUACUGGAACCUUCCCCUGGCGGACGUGCUGGUGCCGCGGCAGGCAAAGUUCAGGCGCGACCUUCGUGUCAUCAACGACUGCCUGGAUGACCUGAUCCGUAAGGCCCAGGAGACCCGAGUGGAGGAGGAUGCGGAGGCGCUGCAGAACAGGGACUACAGCAAGCUCCGGGACCCGUCCCUCCUCCGCUUCCUGGUGGACAUGCGCGGGGAGGACGUCACCAACAAGCAGCUGCGGGACGACCUGAUGACCAUGCUGAUAGCGGGCCAUGAGACCACCGCUGCCGUACUCACCUGGGCGCUGUACUGCCUGAUGCAGUCCCCCGCGGCGCUGGAGAGGGUGCUGCGGGAGGUGGACGGGGUGGAGCGGGGAGGGAACCCCCAGGGCGAAACAGUCGCCGACUUGGAAGCAUGUAAGGGGGAUCCCCUGGGCGAGUCCCUGCGCAUGUACCCCCAGCCGCCCAUCCUCAUCCGCCGGGCGCUGGGCGAGGACGUCCUGCCGGGGGGCCUGCGGGGAGACCCGGCGGGGUACCCCAUUGGCACGGGGGCGGACCUGUUCAUAUCGGUGUGGAACCUGCACAGAUCCCCUUACCUGUGGAAAGACCCCGACACCUUCCGUCCCGACCGCUUCUUUGAGUCGUACUCCAACCCGGACUUCGAGGGCAAAUGGGCAGGUGCGUACGCCGUAUCGGGGGGUGCCGCGCUGUACCCCAACGAGGUGGGCUCCGACUUCGCCUUCAUCCCCUUCGGGGGGGGAGCUCGCAAGUGCGUGGGAGACCAGUUCGCCAUGUUCGAGGCCACUGUGGCGCUGGCGGUGCUGCUCAGGAGGUUCAGCUUCGCGCUGGAGGGGCCGCCGGAGAAGGUGGGUAUGGCCACGGGGGCCACAAUACACACCGCCAACGGGCUCAUGGUGCGAGUUAGCCGCCGUACACCGCCGCCACCACCGCCGGCACCGGCCGCGGGGUCUCCCAGGGAGGAGCAGCUCCCCCGGCAACCGGUGGCGGCGUGA
This is a messenger RNA of Volvox carteri f. nagariensis, 1926 nucleotides long. RefSeq lists its product as uncharacterized. Gene Ontology annotation, molecular function: monooxygenase activity; oxidoreductase activity, acting on paired donors, with incorporation or reduction of molecular oxygen; heme binding. The transcript has 12 exons. The record is from RefSeq and is a predicted model, not a curated record. The coding region runs from base 1 to 1926 and encodes 641 amino acids. NCBI's taxonomy places the organism in Eukaryota, Viridiplantae, Chlorophyta, Chlorophyceae, Chlamydomonadales, Volvocaceae.